Messenger RNA from Larimichthys crocea (large yellow croaker), 4713 nucleotides. RefSeq names its product glucagon receptor a (gene gcgra). Gene Ontology annotation, biological process: adenylate cyclase-activating G protein-coupled receptor signaling pathway; cell surface receptor signaling pathway. Bases 411 to 1970 code for a protein of 519 amino acids. Lineage: Eukaryota; Metazoa; Chordata; Actinopteri; Sciaenidae. Gene Ontology annotation, cellular component: plasma membrane. The transcript has 14 exons. Gene Ontology annotation, molecular function: gastric inhibitory peptide receptor activity; peptide hormone binding; glucagon receptor activity. The record is from RefSeq and is a predicted model, not a curated record.
UUAGCAGCCGCACAGCUCGCGUUCACAACCACCAGUGCCAACUACAAGACCACAGACCUGAACCGUCCACUUUACUUUUAUUUUAUUAUUUGAAAAAUAAAUAAUAAAAAGCAGAAACCGUUAACUUAUUUCGCAGCCGCUGACAGGACAGAGGACUUCUUCUCGAGGCUGAGCAGGCGGUAAUUUAUUUUGAAAGUUGGAUUACAGCGAGAGCCACUUGAACUGAGAGGAAAUACUGUCCGCCGAUGCUGCUCAGAAGAUGAGCAGUGGUGAAACACAGAUUGGGGGAAAUAAGCGGAAUCCUGUGCUGUCAACGGCAGUGUGGCGAGCGUAGAUAAGCCCCCUUAUGAGGUGAAAACCCUUCCCCGUCCUGCAGUAUCCCCUCCCAGCACCAACAGCAGGAAUAAGGGAUGUCACGGCUGUUUCUCCUUUUGGCAGUGCUCAUUGUCUACUGCAGCAUCCAGGCGUCUCUUGCUGGUAGUCUGAAAAGGCUGAAGGAGAGCUGGGAAUCAUACAUGACGGAGUGUGAAAACAACAAUAGCCGAGACCCGCCAAGCAUCGGCCUCGUGUGCAACAGGACUUUUGACAAUUAUGCCUGUUGGCCUGAUGGAUUCCCCAACACCACUGUCAGUGUGUCGUGUCCCUGGUAUCUGCCGUGGUACCAUGAAGUUAAGCACGGCAUGCUGCAUCAGGAAUGCGACGCAAAUGGCCAGUGGGUGACUACAAAGAAUACCAGCGAGUGUGACUCUAGUAUGCAAAGUCUGUUGCAGCCGUACUAUGGCCUUAUUUGGGUCAUGUACACAGUGGGUUAUUCCUUAUCUCUGGUGGCUUUGGUGUUGGCGCUUGGCAUCCUCAUAUUUUUCAGGAAACUGCACUGCAUGAGGAACAACAUCCACAUGAAUCUGUUUGCCUCCUUCAUCCUGCGAGCGCUGUCUAUCCUCAUCAAAGAUGCUCUGUUGGGGGCCUCCAACAUCAACCAGGACCUCAGCAGAGACCCGGAGCAGGGAUUCCCCCAGGCAUCUAUGCCUCCAGUCGAGCUGCUGGCCAACAAUGAGAUGAUUAGCUGUCGCAUCGCUGUGGUGAUGAUGCAGUAUAGUAUAUUGGCCAACAGCUACUGGCUGCUGGUGGAAGGCAUCUACCUCCACAACCUCCUGGUCAUCACUGUGUUUACAGAGAGGAACUACUUCAAAAUCUACUUGUGCAUUGGCUGGGGUACCCCAUUAAUAUUUCUUGUGCCCUGGGUGGUGGUUAAAUACCUAUAUGAAAAUCAAGAGUGCUGGGAGCGAAAUAUAAACAUGAAAUACUGGUGGAUCAUCCGUUCUCCAAUAGCGCUGGCAGAUGUGAUCAACUUCCUUAUCUUCAUCCAUAUCAUCAAAAUCCUUGUGUCAAAGCUUCGAGCGCAUCAAAUGAGAUACACAGAUUACAAAUUCAGGUUGGCUAAGUCAACUCUAACCCUGAUCUCUCUGCUGGGCAUCCAUCAUAUGGUCACUAUUUUUGUGAUAGACGAAUCCACCGAGACAACCAUCGGUCUGCGUCUCACCAGGCUUUUCAUGGACCUUUUCUUCUCCUCCUUCCAGGGUCUCCUGGUGGCCAUCUUGUACUGCUUUGUCAACAAAGAAGUGCAGUCUGAGAUCCUUAAGAAGUGGAAGCGCUGGAAACUAGGAAGGAACAUCGAGGAGGAAUACCGUCACACCUACAGCAAUACACACAACACGAAGACAGGCAGCCUGCCCAACCACGUCUGUCAACUGCCUCAUCUCCCAGACGUCGCCAAAAGCUCUGCCCCAGUCUGCACCCCCGAGGAAAGGCACAUGCUUGUGACCGGAUGUCACAAUGGUAUGGUCCUCAGUAAGGAGGCAGAUCAGUGCACCUCCCCGCUGCACGAGGGAACAGACAUCAACCUUUUGGACAAGGUACAGUGUUACGAGGCCCAGAGAGAGAACGUGGAGAGUCAUGUGACUCUGACAUAAUGCCCUGGGUGGCUGUGAAGAGCUGGGCUGAUAGAGUCAUCUGUCAGAGCCGUCUUUGCCCAGAGAUCAGUGUCACUGUGAGGCCGAGCAGCGCUCAGCCCUCUCCACAGCCUGAGAACGAAUACAGAGGACGUCUAAUGUGCCGUGAGCCUCGUGAAUGGAUUUCUGUUGAAGUUUGUUACAUGCUGAGAGAAACAUGCACGUUGAGCAAGGCAGAUAAGCCAUGUAAAAUAAUAAGAAAAAAAACAAACAAACCCUGAAACCUCAAAUAGCAACAGUGGAAACAAAACAACAAAAAGACACAGGGUCCUUGCUUAAGCCUCUGCUUUAAUUUGUGAUGUGUAUCAUAUGUAUGUUUUGUGGUACUGGAGGUUAAAGACAAACUGGACAUUGAACUGCUUACACAGAAAAACACCAAAAGUGACACAAAGGAAGAUGGUAGGGAACAGAGGAAAAUGCUUUUUGCCCUUCUUUUUUUUUGCUUCGCUGUGAUAUGUGUAAACGGUUUCUUGUCUAUACCGACUUUGAUGACAAUGUACAGAAAAACAAGAAACAUCACGUCGACUGUACCUCAUACAGUAAGAUGACCACAGUGUUGUUCAAGCGACCCCUUCCAGGGCCCGUAGGAAAAUUGGCAGCUGUUCUCACCUGGGUCAUUCCUGUCUUACAUAAAGACAUCAAAAGAGGUCCAGAGAUGGUAUGGUAUGAAAUAUAAAUAAGCUAAAAUGAUCAUCGCUGUAUGUACUUAAGUGUUUUACAAUAAAAAUAAAUCGUUUUUAUAUACAGUAGGUCUAAACCUUGGAUGCUGCUGAGGGCUACAGUUGUAACUGUGUUAAUGUGCCAGAUAUGUUUUUAAAGGGAAAUAUUUGCAAUUCUGUGCCAUUAAAUAUGUUUUUAUUUCCCUCUUGUCCUCAAGAUGUUGUCUGACUCACAUGCCUUGGUGUACUAUAUGAACUUCUACACAGUAGUGCACUCAACCCUUGAGAUGAACGCUGAUAUGGGAAGUCGUGCACUCAAAUCAAGGAUAAAAAUACACGGCGGCAUAUAGACAUGAACUGUAAAACCACACAUGCAUAAAGUAUGAGUCCAACACUGUGACUCAAAAUAACAUGUCAUCUCUGGAACAAGGGUGCUUUUGCAAUGUUAAAUAUAGGCUGUCAUGCAUGCAGAUUGCGCAGAUUUAGUGAGCUUAAGUUCUAAAUUGUGUGAAUCAUUCGGCGAGGAUUUGUGCCACACAGUGCCAUGACAUCAGUAUUUCAAUCGUGCAAACACAAAAAUAUCAGAAAGCCAGUUCUAAUGACUGCAUGAGCCCAGUUACUGUACAGUGUUUAUUACUCAGCCCCGUCCUGUGUCUGCAGGGGCUGUGGACAUUUAGAACAAAACUCUGCUGAAAGUUGAACAAAACCUCUCUCGUAAGCAUUCUAGUGACAAAGAAAGCUAAUUUAUCAGUGGUACAUUUACUUCUGAAUACAUUGCAUUUAUUUCGAAAGAAGGGAAGUCCCCUGUAGAGCAUUCAUUAAUCUUUGAGUUGCAUUUCAGUUACUUUGAGUUUCAUUUUGCCAGAACUAACUCAACUUGACUUUGUAUGUAUGACUAUUUGCACAAUGUUAAUUUAUAAUUGGUAAAUACUGUGUGUGUAUAUAUGUGUUUAUAUCAGUGAUUUAUUUGAUUGCUGUCAAUAUAUUUCAUUACAUGUCCGUGUGAAUGUGCGUGUCCCAUGUACUAUAUUUUCAGGUGAGUAUGAAUGUGCGUAGUUUCAGUAUUCCAGAUUUGUGGAUGUGUUACUUUAGGAUGAAUCAUUGGCUAUAGGCGCUUAAGUGAUGGGUUGAUAUAAACCAAUGCAACUGGCUUUACACACAGCACAAAGGACAUUAUACAGAAAGUCAGCCCUGCUGUAGCAUAUACAGUAACGCAGUGUAUGACAUUUCCAGAAGCCAUGCCUAUAUAAGGCGUAAGGAAGACACAGUUCUGUGUUUUAUUAUGGAAGCUACUCUCUGUGUGACUCCUCUGUGUCAUUUCAUAGUUCAGAAGUAAAUUAGAGCACAACAGCAUCGUGUUUGUCAUUCGGAUAAUAGCUCCGUGCAUUUACACUUCAACCAGGUGCUGGUGUUGAGUUGGUUAAAAAAAAAUAAUAAUAAUAAAAUUGCAGGCUGAGGCUAUUUUUCAUCUGCGUCUGUGGAGGAUUAUAAUAGAGCAGAUAGAUAUCCAAUACUGAAUCGUGCUGGGAGCAUGAUGCACACACUGGUACUGCUGUUGCUCAGAGGUGAAUUUGAAGUGUUUUGCAGAGCGGGCAAAAUGUUUGGAUACUGACACAGUAACUAAGGAAUGUUGUGAACCUUUGAGGAAAAUAGUAUUCAGUAGAAUAUAUAAGUAUAUUGCUAAUUUUAUUUCUAACUAAUACAUGUAUUUUAAACUGUGACCAUAACCAUGUAUGUUUUUUGAAGCCAGCAGCUUGGGUCACUCCCCUUUCUGGACCAAAGUGGUUCUGUCUGAAUGUAUUCUUUAAGAGGCCCAAAUCUAUAUGUUCAUUUUUAUUUUCUCUUAAAGGUGGUUAUGUAUAGUAUAGUUUCUGUGAGGAACCAAUCAGUAAAAACUGACUGUGUUCAUGUGUAUACAGUUUAUCAUAUAUUGUGUCUGCUUAUCAAACUUUGUCCAAAUGGUAAAAAAAAUAAAUAACAAUGUAUGUGAAAGAGGAAUUUAACUUGCUGUGUCUUUUGUACUGGUGAACAUUCAUAAUGUUGAA